UUGCCGCUGCUGUGCGAAGCCCCGCACGGCCGCUGCCUGUCCUGUGGCUUAAAUUCGAGGUUGGCCGAGCGGUGGGAACGGGGUUGCGCCUCCCGGGGUGGUGCGGCACCCAGCCGCAAUCGGAAGGGCUUGCUUGGCCUCUCCUCGCUCAGCGUACGAGGCGAGUAUUGAAUUUUCUAAUCGCAAAGGUGUCUCCUCUUGUUAGCGUCUAAGGGUUCCAAAGGAGGGCGGGGAAUCGGCACCACGCUUCCAGCAUCGUGUUCUGUUUUCUGCAAAACCUUGUAUAGAAGUGGUAGAAUUUUUUUCCCAAAUGCCUGUAAUUGCUCUGCUGCUUUUAUUGUGCUUUCUUGAGGCUUUUUUUUUUUUUCUUUUUUCAUUUCAUAAUGCUGCUGAAAGUGUCCAGGUUAUGUUGGGAGGGAAAUUGGAGGGUAGAGUGAAAAAAAAAAAAUCUCAACUUCAGAGCUGUGAAAUAACCGUACACCUGUGGUGACCGUUAUCCCAGCUAAUUUAAGCCUCACCAGACCUUCCCCAGCCAACCUGAGCAGCCUGUACAACUGUGUGUGCAUCUCAUUUGGUUUCCGCAUAAGAGGGUGCCUGGCGAACUGCUGCUCUUUCGUGUUCAGCGGGGUGAAGCUGGGCGCACUGAAUUGAAACACCCCAAUCUGGGCUUCCUCACCUCUUCCUCCCCAGGCCGGGGGGGGCAGCGAAAGGGGCUGCUGCGCUUUGCAGCCGUUACUGGCAGAGGGGAUGGGGUUGGACGCCUCAGUGAGGCCACUUUGGAGUGCCAUGGGCUAUGCCAUCAGGCAUCCUUCAUACCCUCCUUUCCUGCCUUGAGGUCCCACGCCCCCCCAAGAGCAGCCGAUAAGCUGGUGGAGCAGAGGAAUACGGGGCUGGGAGCGUGAUGCAGGUCACGGGCAGCCACCCGCUCGCUUGUGCAUCUCUGUUCAGCUGUUGGGACACAGGUGCGGUGCAAGGUGCCCCUUUUUGCCGCUCCUCAUCCAUGGGCGGCUCUGGAAGACUUCGCAAAACUGGGCACAUAUGCAUCCCUAUAGAUACCUACACCUAUAGUAGGUGUAUGUAUCGAUCUCUACUGUGGCUCUUUGGGAGCGGACACCCCGGGGCCCCGCUCGCCCCAGCUGUGCGCCACCCAGGGCUCACAGCUGCGGGCAGAAAGCGAGAGCGAGCUGGGGGAGAAGUGAAAGCCGCAAGCCAUUUCCAUUGUCCGAAGGCAGAUGAUAUGCAAAGCACAAGGAGUGAAAGUGAACCAGGUCAGCAGAAAUCACGUUAUUAAAAUGAAGGUGAGGCUUACAGCCUUUGGGCCGCUGGCUGUAACAAGGGAAGUUUUGAGGACCUUAACACCAGCCUGACAUGACCGUUCGCUCAAGAGCUGGGGAGCUCACGUUUGCUUCCCAUCGAAGAAAAACUGUGUUCAUUCCUCCAGAGAGCUGUCGGGCGAGCCUCACUGAGACGCUGACUUAUUGGUUAUUUAUUCCUGCAAAAUAUUCUUGUGCUUUCUGCUGAAGAUUAAUUCUUACAGGAAAGCCGUUAAGAAUAUGCAAAGGGUUAUAAUUAGUGCCUGUUUCUGCAUGGCUUGUGAGUGGCAUCCCGGCAAAAGAACAGAGGCGGAUUUGGUGCUGGAGGGGCUGCGAGCCCCAGCUCAGCUCUGACCGAGGUGCCAAGCUGUUCCCCCCCCCUUGCAGGGGGAGAAGCCACUUCAGCAGGGCUCCACAGAGCCCCUCUCUCAAGCUGUGGGGAUGCUCGUGGUCCCCGUGACGUGGCUCUGACCUGGGGUGUUCAUCUGUCUCAUUCAAAAGGAUGCCGACUCCUCCGAGCGGGUCCUCAUGGACAUGCGCUGGGGCCUGAUUCCCUCCUGGUUCAAAAAGGACGACCCCUCCAAAAUGCAGUUUAAUACUUCCAACUGCCGCAGCGAUACCAUGCUGAAGAAGUCCUCCUACAAGGGCGCUCUCCUCAAGGGCAAGCGCUGCGUGGUCCUGGCAGAUGGCUUCUACGAGUGGCAGCAGCAUGGCGGGGGGAACCAGCCGUAUUUCAUUUACUUCCCCCAGAGCAAAGAUGCUGCGGCUGAGGAGAAGGAGGCAGAUGAGGAAUGGAGAGGCUGGAGGUUGCUCACCAUGGCUGGGAUUUUUGACUGCUGGGAGCCACCAGCGGGAGGAGAAAUGCUGUACACUUACACCAUCAUCACCGUGGAUGCCUCCAAGGAUGUGAGCUUCAUCCAUCACAGGAUGCCAGCCAUCCUGGAUGGGGACGAGGCCAUCAGGAAAUGGCUGGACUUUGCUGAAGUGCCAACCCAAGAAGCGGUUAAACUCAUCCAGCCCACGGAGAACAUUGUCUUCCACCCAGUCUCCACCUUUGUCAACAGCGUCCGCAACAACACGCCCGAGUGUCUCGCACCCAUCGAGCUGGGAGCCAAGAAGGAGGUCAAAGCCACCCCAAGCAGCAAAGUGAUGCUGGGCUGGUUAAAAAACUCCCAGGAGGGCUCUCCCCAGAAGAAUGAAAAUGAUUUGCCCAGGUGGACGAGUCAGUUCAUCCACAGCCCUUCGCCCAAGAAAACCAGCGCAGAUAUCCUGCAGCAGUGGCUGGGGAAGGAGGGAGAGCCGGCUGCGAAGAAGCGCAAGGCUUAGGCACCAUUUGGGAUGGCUGGCCAUCCUUUUCCCUCCUGAUUUUCCUAAGCAGAAUGAGGAACUUUUUUUUUUUUUUUUUUUUGAAGGCUUUGCUGUUGAGAUUCUCCCAGCCUCUCAGGUGUUGAUUCAAUGCUCUAGGUUGUUGUCUCUGUUCUUCAUGUUUUGUUAAAGGUUGGUGUUUGUCUUUAAAGGUUUUGGCUUUGUCUCGUGCUGAUGGGAGUGGAUAUAACCUGCUGGCCUCCCUCCCUGGCAGGCACUCCUGCCAAGUGCAGAUAAAGCCUUGAGAAGCAUCUCGGCCUGCUGAGGAGUAGCUUCUGCCUUCUGACAGUGUUCACCAUUCACGUUUCCUGUUUCCUUCUUCUUUUUUUUUUUUUUUUUAAUUAAACUGAUACCUCUUUUCCAUUUAAUUCCAUAUUGGUUCUGUGCAAAUUCCUUUCCAAUAGUCUCACCCUCAAAAGAUGACUGCAGUAUGGAGGAGCAUGCAAUAAAUGCUAGGAGGAAACCCCAGGCUCAGGAAGAUCUGCUGGAGUCAUCCCGCUCUGCAUCAGCGUUGCUACAUGUAUUCGUGGCUCCUAAACAGGGAGAUAUUUAAGUGGUGCCUGGGAGGAACUGGGCUUUGCUUGGGUUUCCCUGCGGGCAGCAGGGUGGGACAGCGUGUCUUGGUCACGUUGUUUGUACAAUCAUUUUGUUAAUGGGAUUUGAAGACUUAGAGAGGAUUUUCUUGAUCUGUGGAGGGAAGUGCUCUGCCGUGUUCAUAAAGGUCAUUCAUUAAAGCCCGGAUAACCAAAGUGCCAUUACAGAACAGCAUAGGGCAAUUGUUUUUGAGGACAGGGAUUUUGUAAACAGCCAGAUGUGACAGAUGAAAAGCCUUACACUGUGGGCCACAUGCUGGAAAGCAGUACUUCAUUUGUAUUGGAAACAAUAAA
Molecule: messenger RNA, 3565 nt
Organism: Egretta garzetta (little egret)
Lineage: Eukaryota; Metazoa; Chordata; Aves; Pelecaniformes; Ardeidae
Gene: HMCES
Product: 5-hydroxymethylcytosine binding, ES cell specific
Exons: 5
Coding region: 1842-2639 (265 amino acids)
Biological process (GO): DNA damage response
Molecular function (GO): single-stranded DNA binding
Source: RefSeq, a predicted model, not a curated record